CUGCCGUACUUCCGCAAGCUGGAGACGGACACCACUUACAGCGACGACUACCACGGCACGGACGGGCCAAUCAUCUGCCACCGAUUCCCGGAAGAGCAGUGGCGCGGCGCGUCCAAGGCGUUCUACGAGUCCUGCCUCGACUACGGCUUCGCGGACUGCCCAGAUCAUAACGCGCCUGACACGACUGGCGUGGGGCCUCUGCCGCUGAACAACCCGGAGGGCAUACGCUGGAGCACGAACCUCGGCUAUCUCAGCCUGUCUCGGCAUCGGCUCAACCUGACCAUCCGCCCCAACUGCCUGGUUAAUCGCAUCGUCUUCGAGGGCAACCGUGCGACCGGCGUGGAUGUGGAGAGCGGCGGCGAGCGGUUCGUGGUCGAGGGCGGCGAGAUCAUCCUGAGCGCGGGCGCAGUCGGUUCGCCGCAGAUUCUGAUGCUUUCGGGCAUCGGGCCUGCCGACCACCUGAACGAAGUGGGCAUUCCUGUGCUCAAGGACGCGCCCGGUGUGGGGCAGAACCUGCGCGACCACCCGCUCGUGUAUGUUACCUGGAGGACUAAGCCGGAGUACGAUCUUGAGACAUUCGGGCCGCGCAUACAGUUCGGACUGCGCUACACCGCAAGCAACUCGGACUUCGAAAACGACAUGAUCGUCUAUAUGAACAUCUUUGCCACCGGUCGCAUAGACCGUGGCGGAGAUCGCAUGGCUCCCAUCGGCAUUCGAACGAUUAUCGGACUCGAUCUUGCCGUAGGCGCAGGCGAGCUGAAGCUGCAGGCCAGCGAUCCGAGUGUGCAGCCGAUACUCGACUAUAACUACUUCCAGGAGGAGUUCGACCGAGAGCGCGUACGCGAAGCCAUUCGCAUCUGCACGAAGUUAGGCGAGCACGAGGCAUGGAAAGACAUCAUCGAAGAGCGCAUCGAGCCACCGGACGAGGCGUUGGAAUCCGACGACGCGCUGGACGCAUGGAUGAUGAGCGAGGUUACGACAGGCCACCACAUAUCUUGCACGAACAAGAUGGGUCCCGCAGACGACCCGAUGGCGGUUGUUGACCAGUACGGCAAGGUGCACGGCGUCGAAGGCUUGCGCGUUGUGGACGCCUCCAUCAUGCCCGACUGCGUGCGCGCGAAUAUCAAUGUGACCACGAUGAUGAUAGGCGAGCGCAUCGCCGACUUCGUGAAAGAAAGCGUCUGA
Molecule: messenger RNA, 1185 nt
Organism: Geodia barretti
Lineage: Eukaryota; Metazoa; Porifera; Demospongiae; Tetractinellida; Geodiidae
Source: the annotation of a GenBank genome assembly